UGAAGCUUUUCGCGCUCUCUUUGACUCACAGCGUACAGUGAGAUUUCGCACCGUCAGAAAAACCAGGGCUUCCUAUGUAUUUCCGAGGAAAUCCAUCCCGCCGUUGGCUGAGCUGAGUCAUUUCUAACUUUGCUGGGGAAUCUCAUUGAGGAUUUGCAGUUGUUCAACAUGACGGUUCGUCUAUCGCGGAUCCAACUGGCCCUGUUCUUCAUCCUGCUCUGCCCGGUCAACAUCAUCGGACUGUGGUGGGCAGUGGGAAGCCCACUGGUGAUGGACCCCAACAGUAUCUGCAGGAAGGCGAAGCGUCUGGCGGGGAAGCAGGCUGAGCUGUGUCAGACUCAGCCAGAAAUCGUCAACGAAGUGGCCAAAGGAGCCAGACUGGGUGUCAGGGAGUGCCAGUACCAGUUCAGGUACCGCCGGUGGAACUGCACCAGCCACAACAAAUACUUUGGCAAAAUACUGCAGCAAGAUAUUCGGGAGACGGCGUUUGUUUACGCCAUUACAGCAGCCGGCGUGACCCACGCUGUGACCCAGGCCUGCAGUAUGGGAGACCUUCUGCAGUGUGGCUGUGAAGCCACCAGGAACAGAGCACCUCCAAGGCCACCGUCGUCGUCGUCGCCCUCCUCCUCCCCCUCCUCCUCCUCCUCCUCUUCCUCUUCUUCUUCUUCUUCUUCUGGAGAUGGAGUCAAGUGGGAGUGGGGGGGCUGUGGAGAUGAUGUGGAGUUUGGUUAUGAAAAGUCGAAACAGUUUAUGGAUGCGAAGAGGAGAAGAGGCAAGAGUGACAUCAGGACACUCAUUGACCUGCACAACAAUGAGGCCGGGCGUCUGGCAGUGAAGCUCUACAUGCGGACGGAGUGCAAAUGCCACGGACUGUCAGGCUCAUGCACCCUGCGCACGUGCUGGAAAAAGAUGCCUCAUUUCCGCGAGGUCGGCGACCGUCUGCUGGAGCGGUUCAACGGAGCCUCCAAGGUUAUGGGUGGCAACGACGGCAAAACCCUGAUCCCUGUUGGCCAGAACAUAAAGCCUCCGGAUAAGCAGGAUCUGAUCUACUCAGACGAGUCACCCGAUUUCUGCAUCGCAAAUCGGAAAACGGGUUCACUGGGGACGCGGGGACGCAUGUGCAACAGCACAGCCAUGGACAUCAGCGGCUGUGAUCUGCUGUGCUGCGAGCGAGGCUACCGGGAGGAAACGGUGGUGUUUGAGGAGAACUGUCUGUGUCGUUUCCACUGGUGCUGUGUGGUCCAGUGCAAGAAGUGCUUGGUCCGAAAAGACCUUAGUCUCUGUCACUGAUGAACUGAUGAGAAGGGGGCGCUCACUACGACGUAGUUCAUUCUGAUUACUUCUGGUGUUCAGGUGUUUUCUUUAGUUUGGGUUGUUUGAAAGAAGCAAAGAGGGACUUCUUUUUUUUUUGGUGAUACUGAUUUUUUUUUUGCACCACUCACGAUCAGACGAUGCCCCCAAAAUUUGAUUUUCAGACAGUAUUUGACUUCCAGAACGUCCUGGUUUGCUGGCCUAAAGGUUCACAAGGUGCAAGAGCGUAAACAGAACCAUGUGGAACCAAUGGAAAGAGGGACGAAAAGAAGUAAUACUAUAAAGAGUUUCUUAUUCUCUGAGCUACCUAUUUUUUAGUUCUAGUUUAUGAAAAAGGACCAAAGAAUGUGAAAAUAUGUUUUCCAUCUAACCGGAGGGGAGAUGAUACCGAGAGGACCAGGCUACCAGAUGUAUUUUUUGUCUCCUUCUUCAACAACAACAACAAACAUGUAGUGAUCCACCUGAUUUAAUUAUAUAACUGUGUGAAGUAUAUGAAACCUGUUAGGUCUCUGAAAGUUUUCCAGGAACUCUAUGGUAUUAAAAGUCCUUCAGAGACUGUCGUCUAUCCGCAGGACGCUGUGGCAUUUUUUGAGUUUCUUUUCUUAAGUUGUCGUCUCCCACAAUCUUGCAAACAAACACUUUCUCAUGUACAUAAAAGGGAAAAUGGGAAAUUAUAUCAUGUUAUCAUUUUUUUUUUUUUUUUUUUGAAGAUUAACGUCAACGCCAUGUUCUGCAGGUGUGAACUUAGCCUGUCAGCAAAGACAGUUAUUUAUAUAAAGAUGACAAGACUACUCACUCCAUCUCCCUCUCAGAAGCACUUUGGAUGUGAUGGCUGCCAUGGACUUCCUUAAUAAGUUUGGCAACAAGAUAC
Solea solea (common sole) is the source of this 2182-nucleotide messenger RNA. It is a transcript of the gene wnt6b, whose product is annotated as wingless-type MMTV integration site family, member 6b. Gene Ontology annotation, cellular component: extracellular region. The transcript has 4 exons. Lineage: Eukaryota; Metazoa; Chordata; Actinopteri; Pleuronectiformes; Soleidae. The coding region runs from base 169 to 1290 and encodes 373 amino acids. The record is from RefSeq and is a predicted model, not a curated record. Gene Ontology annotation, biological process: cell fate commitment; canonical Wnt signaling pathway; multicellular organism development. Gene Ontology annotation, molecular function: frizzled binding; cytokine activity.